AUGGCGGAUCAAAACCGUAAUCAUAUUGCUAUACAGAUUGAAGAAAAACUAGCCAAGGCAGAACCUCUCUUCACGACUGAAUGUUGCAUCUACAGAGUGCCCCAUGAAAUCCGCAAAUUCAACAAUGGUGCAUAUACCCCAAAAGUUGUUUCAAUAGGCCCUUUUCAUCAUGGCAAUCCAAGACUGCGAAACACGGAAAGCCACAAACUAAUAUGUUGCAAAAAAUUCAAAGAACGAACUGAGACAAGCUUAGACAAUUUGGUUAGCUGCGUCCAAGAGUUAGAACCAAAGGUUCGUCGCUGUUACUCAGACAGCAUUAAGCUUAGCACGAAGAAACUUGUGGAACUGAUAUUAGUGGAUUGUUGUUUCAUAUUUGAGUUGUUCUUAACGGACUAUUAUUCUAAGAAGACAGAUGAUGAUAAUGAUGAUGACCAAGAUGAUGAUGAUGAUGAUGAUGAUGAUAUCCCAUUCGAAGAAAGGUUGAAAGGUAGUAUAAAAUCAGAUCUAUUGUUACUUGAGAAUCAACUUCCAUUCUUUGUUCUUGAAAAGCUUUACAAUCUAGCUCUUCCCUCGCGUCAACAUCCUUCAUUUGUAGAUCUCACCUUUGAAUAUUUUGAGGAAUGUAACCGACACAAUAUGAAACAUACUGAUAGCAUGAAACACUUCACAGAUUUGCUUAGAAUCUUUUUCUUACCACAACUUGAUGGACGACCUGAAAGGAGUAAAGAUGAAUUAAUAACCCAUCUUUUUAGUGCAACCGAGUUAGAUGAAGCUGGAGUGAAAUUUAGGGUGAAAAAAGAAAAAAGCCACUUGUUUGACUUGAAAUUUUCAGGACGUUAUCUUGAAAUCCCAAAGUUUUCAGUGGAAGAUGAUACUGAAAGUUUGUUUCGAAAUAUGAUGGCUUUGGAGCAAUGCCACUAUCCAAGUGAAACUUACAUCACGGACUAUGUUGUUGUCCUUGAUUACCUUAUCAACACAAGCAAGGAUGUGGAUGUUCUGGUUCAAAAUGGAAUAAUUAUUAAUAUGUUGGGUGAUAGCAGUGCUGUGGCUAAAUUGUUCAAUGGACUUUGCAAUAGUAUUGUGCUAACGAAUUGUAAUUCUGAUUACAUUCGCAUUUCGGAAGAGUUGAAUGCUUACUAUAAGCAUCCUUGGAAUAGUGCAAAAGCAACUUUAAGACGUGAUUAUUGCAAUACUCCUUGGCAAAUGGUUGCUUCCAUUGCAGCUAUUGUAUUGCUUGUUCUUACUGUUAUUCAAACUGUGUGUUCUAUGCUCCAAGUGUAG
Messenger RNA from Gastrolobium bilobum, 1281 nucleotides. Its product is annotated as UPF0481 protein At3g47200-like. The transcript has a single exon. Bases 1 to 1281 code for a protein of 426 amino acids. The record is from RefSeq and is a predicted model, not a curated record. Lineage: Eukaryota; Viridiplantae; Streptophyta; Magnoliopsida; Fabales; Fabaceae.